This is a messenger RNA of Lonchura striata (white-rumped munia), 1509 nucleotides long. The record is from RefSeq and is a predicted model, not a curated record. NCBI's taxonomy places the organism in Eukaryota, Metazoa, Chordata, Aves, Passeriformes, Estrildidae.
AUGCUGAGCUGGCUGCGCCGGCAGCGCCCGCCGGCCUCGGCGGCGCCGGUGCCGGAGCCGUGCCCGGUGUCGGCGGCGCUGGCGGCUCUGUACCGGCGCAAGCUGCUGCCGGCCGAGGAGCUGUGCGGGCGCGCGGGGCUGCGCCGGGCGCCGCUGCUCGACGCCGACUUCCAGGCCAAGCCCUGGGUGCUGCUGCUGGGCCCCAGCGGCGCCGGCAAGAGCUCGGUGCUGCGGUACCUGCUGGAGGAGGCGCCGCCGGGCCCCGCGCCGGGCGCCGCGCCGGCCGCCGACGCCUUCGUGGCCGUCACGCACGGCCCCGAGCCCGCGCUGCUCCCCGGCAACGCCGCCGUGGUGGACCCGCGGUGGCCGUUCCGGCAGCUGGAGGCCUUCGGGGGAGCCUUCCUCAACCGCUGGAGGCCUUCGGGGGAGCCUUCCUCAACCGGCUAUGACUUCCCGGGCGUGCUGCGCUGGUUCGCGGAGCGCGCGGCGCUGGUGCUGCUGCUGUUCGACGCGCACCGCCUGGACGUGUCGGAGGAGCUGGCGGCGGCGCUGGCGGCGCUGCGGGGCCACGAGGAGAAGCUGCGCGUGGUGCUCAACAAGGCCGACGCCGUGGGGCCGCAGCAGCUGCUGCGCGUCUACGGGGCGCUGCUCUGGAGCCUGGGCCGCGCCCUGGAUCUGGGGGGGUUUGAGAGGUGUUUGGGGUCUCCCAACGCCGCCACGCGCAAGGUCAACGACCUGGUGAAACGGGCCAGGGCCGUGCAGGUGCAGGCGCUGCUGCUGCGGCGGCUGCGGCGGGAGCUGCCGGCGCUGCCGGGCGGGCGCCGGCGGCGUCUGGAGCAGCGGCUGCCGGCGCUGCUGGCCCGGAUCCAGAGCGAGCUGCGCAUCCCGGCCGGAGAGCUGCACGACUGCGCCCACAUCCAGGAGCAGCUGCUGUCGCGGGAGCCAUCGCGGCUGCCGCGGCCGAAGCGGCGGCUGCUGGCGGGGCUGGAGGAGCUGCUGGGCCGGGACCUGCCGGCGCUGAGCCCGCUGCUGGCCCGCGCGGCGCCCGCCCAGCCCGGCGUGCGCGGCGGCGCCUUCGACGGGGCCCUGGGGCCCUUCGGCCGCGAGGACGACGACGACGACGACGACGACGACGACGACGACGACGACGAGUGGGUGGUGAUGAAGGACAAGGCCAAGUACGACGAGAUCUUCUACGGGCUGGCGCCCAGCGGCGGCAAGCUGAGCGGGCGGCGCGCCAAGGGCUGGAUGGUGGCCAGCAAGCUGCCCAGCUCCGUGCUGGGGCGCAUCUGGCAGCUCAGCGACGUCGACAGGGACGGCAUGCUGGACCACGAGGAGUUCGCGCUGGCCGGGCACCUGAUCGGGGCCAAGCUGGAGGGACGGGGGCUGCCCGCCGACCUGCCGCCGCGCCUGGUGCCGCCCUCCAAGAGGAGGCACAAGGGCUCGGCGGAGUGAGCCCGAAAAAUCCCAUUGAAAACCCCGAAAACCCGCCCAGAAAUAGCCAAAAAA